Molecule: messenger RNA, 2420 nt
Organism: Sphaeramia orbicularis (orbiculate cardinalfish)
Lineage: Eukaryota; Metazoa; Chordata; Actinopteri; Kurtiformes; Apogonidae
Product: arf-GAP with dual PH domain-containing protein 1-like
Exons: 11
Coding region: 245-1378 (377 amino acids)
Biological process (GO): positive regulation of GTPase activity
Cellular component (GO): intracellular membrane-bounded organelle; plasma membrane; cytoplasm
Molecular function (GO): phosphatidylinositol bisphosphate binding; phosphatidylinositol-3,4,5-trisphosphate binding; GTPase activator activity
Source: RefSeq, a predicted model, not a curated record
CGGAGAUAAGUUAAAUGUUCUUAUUUCAGUGGGUUUUACAGCAUCUACAUGAGACUGAACAUGCCCCUGUGUUCAGCCGACCUCCGCCGAAAAUCCCAGUCUUGUUCUUUUAGUUGCUUUUGCGCUUUGGUGACGCGCUUCGGUUUCCAUCCAUGCGCUCCGGGCGGCAGUCUUUACUUUCGAUGUACGAGAGUUUGAGGUUUUCAUCCGCUGAGUAGACAUCUGAUGAGAAUAAUCUGCAGACAUGGCUUCGACUCAAGACAAGAACAGGCAGCGUUUGAGGCAGCUUCUGAAUGAACCUGGGAAUGGAACCUGUGCAGACUGCGGAGCUGCAGACCCGGAGUGGGCGUCCUACACUUUGGGCGUGUUUGUGUGUCACAGCUGCUCUGGCCUCCAUAGAAACAUUGCUCAGAUCAGCAAGGUGAAGUCUGUCCAUCUGGACCCCUGGAGCACUUCAGAAGUGGAGUUUAUGAACUCUGUGGGUAACAAUGCUGCCAAGGCUAAACAUGAACAGAUAGUUCCCGCCUUCUACUACAGACCCACACACAAAGACUGCACGCUCCUCCGGGAACAGUGGAUCCGAGCCAAGUACGAGAGGAAGGAGUUUGUAUGUGUGGAGAGGCAAGAGCCCUACUCUGCAGGCUACAGAGAGGGGUUUCUAUGGAAACGAGGCAGAGACAACGGCCAGUACCUCAGCCGAAAAUUUAUUCUGUCUGAACGGGAGGGUGUCCUGAAGUACUUUAACAAACAUGAUGCCAGAGAACCCAAAGCAAUAAUGAAAAUCAACACCGUGAAUGCAUCUUUUCAGCCAACAAAAAUUGGAACUGCUCACGGCCUGCAGAUAACUUAUCUGAAGGACAACAGCACCAGGAACAUCUUUGUGUACCAUGAAGAUGGCAAGGAAAUGGUGGACUGGUUCAAUGCCAUCAGAGCAGCCAGGUUUCAUUACCUGCAGGUGGCCUUUCCUGGCGCUCCAAACACUGACUUGUUGCCAAAACUAACCAGGAACUACAUAAAGGAGGGUUACAUGGAGAAGACAGGUCCAAAGCACACAGAGGGCUUUAAGAAGAGAUGGUUCACAAUGGACGACAGGAGGCUGAUGUACUUCAAAGAUCCACUGGAUGCCUAUGCCCGAGGUGAGGUGUUCAUUGGAAGCAAAGAGAGCGGCUACAUUGUGCUUUCUGGCCUCCCCACAUCCAUUCAGGGCAACCACUGGCAGUUUGGAAUAACCAUAGUAACACCAGACAGGAAGUUUCUUUUUGCAUGCGAGACUGAAGAGGAUCAAAAAGACUGGAUCGCUGCAUUUCAGACGGUUAUCAACCGACCGAUGCUGCCUCAAGAAUAUGCAGUGGAAGCCUAUUUUAAGCACAAACCAUGACCGUGUUAGUGCUUGGAAAACUAUCAGCGCAGGAUGAAGAGUAGGAAGUGAAGGUGGAGGAAGAAGGAAGGGUCCUGAGAGGUAUUUUCAGUCACCUAUUUAGUGGAUGCCUUUAGAAAGUGUCAGAGUGAAAGAGUCAUGGAUCAAAAGGUUAGACAGCCUCAACUGCAGAUACUAUCCCACAAUGACACUUUUAUUCUGACCCACCAUCCUCCCCCAACCUCAGACCCAUUUUUCUUGGACUCAGACUCACUCCUGAGCUCGUGAAUGUUAACUCACUCAUCUGUCAUGUGAUGUGACUUGGAUACUUGAAAGGGGUCAGCCCUGACCUGAAUGUGCAGAGGUAACGUAUGUACGCCUUGUGUGUGGAAAUCAGAAUCAUUGCUGCUCAGAUAUUAAAUAAUUUUGACGUGUUCUUCUGCACAUUCCAUAAUAUGUCAUAAUACUGUCAUCACUAAGGUGUUUAAUGCCACUGAACGCAGAUUUUAACCAAGUGUACAAACUAUAUCUAAACAAAUGUUAUCUAGUAUUGGACUAUAAUGUCAGUAAAACAUGGUCAGCUCAGUUUUAUUUCCAUGCAUGAGUACAAUUAUUUAACAUUUUUGCUGUAUUUAUUUUUUUUAACCCUUUAAUUUACCAUAUGUUUUUCAUAUUUGGGUGCCAAGCACUGUAGCUACAUUAAGCUAAAUGCUUUUGUUGUACGAACUAAAUAUUAACUAUCCUGUGUGAUAUUUAAUGUCACAUUCAAGGAAUGAUUCACAUCCCUUUUGUCAGUCGUUUCUAUUUUUUUCCUGUAAAAUUGUAUAAUGUGAUCCUGGUGAACGUUUGGCAAUUAUCUAUCUAGAAGAGGGAGAUAAAUUAAACUGAUCCCAAGAUUUUUAUUAACAUUAUCAAUCCAAUGAUGUAAGAUGUGCACAGUAGAUUAUUAUAUGUGUUAAAAAUACAGAGAUGGUACUGAAUAUUUGGAUGGUAAGUGAUUUUUCUUCCAGCUUCAAAAAGACUAAACAAUAAACUAACAGAGGAAAAUACUGAACAUCCACCA